AAGCAAAAAAAAAUUCUCAUACAUGAGGGUUUCACUGCUAUUAUUUUCCCCGUUUAAUAUUUAUCGUUGGUUUGCAUAUAAGCAAUUAUCCAAAGAACAAAUAAAGUAUGCACAUUGUGUUUCCGUUUCAUGAUAAAUCGUAGAUCAAGGCCUGAUAAAUUAUACAACAGCUUCGGCAUGGAAAUUGUCUUAUUCAUAGUCUCCUUCAAACCUGCAAAUAAGUGUUCGUGUUCUUAGCUACUGCUUCUUAGUUUCAUAUAAGUAAAUUAUUGUGAGUACCUAUAGUGAAGACGACAUACCAUCCCAGCUAAAUAGCAGUGAUUGAAGUUACCUAAAUUUACUACAACUAUGUGAUGUGACAGCAUUAUUGCGGCCAAUGGAGUGAUAUUCAAAAUGACAGAUCCACUUUACAAGUCAUUACGCAGGUUCGCACUGCAUUUCCCAGUUCACUAAACGCUACCUGAACAAAAUAAAAGAAUCCUGACCGGGUUCUGUCGCCGGCACUAGAAUACGCAUCGAAGAAAGUGAAAUUAGACAGAGUCGGCGGAUAUCUCGUCCAUGCAUGUGCAUUAAAUAAUCAACGAGUGUCGUUGCAGCGAGCGUUGCAUAGGCACAGGAUGCAUUCGGGGAGGUGCAUCACUUUGAGUGCAGCGUGGAUCAUCUUCAGUGUCAUCGGAAACGUCCAGGCGCAACAGCAGUUCCCGCAACAGGAGAAUAGGAAUAAUGUGUGUCCUACCUAUAGGGACUACUUCAACAUAAGGAACAAUCCGAGGUGUUGGUACGACUUUGCUGCUGAAGAAAAAGUGCCACAAAUCAUCAAGAAAACUGGCUAUCCCUUCAUCGAAUACAAGGUGAAGACGACGGAUGGUUACAUCUUAACCGUUCACCGAAUACCCAGGGUGGGAUCCACAAAGCCCCCUAUAUUCAUGUUACAUGGGGUCCAAAGUUCAGCGGCAAUUUUCGUCAGUUUGGGAAAAAGCUCGAUGGCAUUUCUCUUGUAUGAAGCUGGCUACGACAUCUGGUUGGGGAACUAUAGAGGCAACGAAUACUCUGAAGGGCACGAGAGGUUCAACGCGUCACAGCGAGAGUUCUGGGACUAUAGCGUGGAUGACAUAGCCCUAAAAGACGUCCCGGCGAUGUUACAGCUGGUUACAUACCAUGCAGGCCACAGAGGCAAAAUCAUCUAUAUAGGACACUCACUGGGCACAACGGCUGGCAUUAUAUUUGCCUCGGAGUACCCAAAUACUGCCGCAAACACCAUUGGCCUUUUUGUAUUGCUCACACCAGCCUAUAAGUUGCAAAACAUGAGGUCGCCUUAUAGGUUUAUAUUUCCUCUUCUGUAUCCGGCACUCGAACUUUCGACCGCAUUGAAUCUGGUCCAAAUAGUUUCCAGAGGUAACGUGCGGAGUUUAACACGUCCAGUUUGUCUGUCCUCGCCGUUUUUAAUGGUGGCUUGUCUGGCGAUACUCAAUUUGUUUUUAGGACCUUUUACACAGAUUGCACCGGAGACGAUUCCAGUGUACUUUAAUCAGAUCCCAGGCGGGACAUCGUUAAAGUCUAUCAGCUACCUCACCGAGGCGACGAGAGGCCGAUUCCGGAAAUACGACUACGGCACCGGACGAAACCGUUUCCUCUACGGCAACGACACGCCACCGGACUACGAUAUCAAGAGGAUCAAGGUGCCCGUUUACGUCAUGUUUGCCAGGCACGAUUGGUCGAUAUCCAGGGAGGAUUCGAUAGCAUUCUACAGGUCUUUACCGAAAGAAGUCCGAUACGGAAUGUACGAAAUCAAGAACUUCAACUUCAACCAUUACGAUUUCCUGUUUGGAAGAAACUCCAAAACACUGGUUACUGAUAUUUUGAUAAAAGUACUCGAUAGAUAUGUAGCGCAACAGAAUAACACAAGAAACUCCUCGUGAUAUGUGAUACCAAUAAUUUAUUUUUUAUAUUGAUAAAUUGAUAUACAUAAAUAUAAUUUUUUUAUUUAAUAUA
This is a messenger RNA of Acanthoscelides obtectus, 1992 nucleotides long. NCBI's taxonomy places the organism in Eukaryota, Metazoa, Arthropoda, Insecta, Coleoptera, Chrysomelidae. The record is from the annotation of a GenBank genome assembly.